Molecule: messenger RNA, 1575 nt
Organism: Nothoprocta perdicaria
Lineage: Eukaryota; Metazoa; Chordata; Aves; Tinamiformes; Tinamidae
Product: keratin-associated protein 10-7-like
Exons: 2
Coding region: 1-1575 (524 amino acids)
Source: RefSeq, a predicted model, not a curated record
AUGCCAGGAAGGAUUAUGCAAAAGUUGUGCCAAAGCCUUGCCGAGAUGUCGUGCUACCUGCCACCGCGCCUCCCUCCCAUCUACCAGCAACCACUGCCGGUGAGGCGGCCGCCCACGUACGCGGCGUCGUGCCAGCCGCUGUGCCGCUCGGCGCGCUGCCUCCCGCAGUGUGCGACCCCCUGGGGGUCCCACCAGCACGUGGCGGGCACUGGCUUCCCGCAGCAGCACUACGCGCCCGAGUGCGCGCCCCGUCUGCGGCGCGCGGCCACCUGCAUCCUGCAGCAACCGUGUGUGACCCGCUGCGUGGCCACCCGCGCGCCGCUGCGGCGCGCGACGCCCUGCGUCCUGCAGCRGAGUGCAACCUCGUGCGUGCCGCAGCAGCCCUGCGUGAGCGAGUGGGUGACCACGUGCAUGGCGCAGCAGCAAAGUGCCACCGAGUAUGCGACCGCCUGCGCCCCCCAGCAGUGUGUGACCAAGCGUGCGACUCCGUGCGUCCUGCAGCAGCAAAGUGCAACCAGGUAUGCGACCACGUGCAUCCCCCAGCAGUGUGUGACCAAGUGUGCGACUCCAUGCAUCCUGCAGCAGCAAAGUGCAACCAACUAUGUGACCACCUGCACCCCCCAGCAGUGUGCAACCAAAUUGGCAACUCCGUGCAUCCUGCAGCAGCAAAGUGCCACCAAGUAUGCGACCACCUGUGCCCCCCAGCAGUGUGUGACCAGGUGUGCAACUCCGUGCAUCCUGCAGCAGCCAAGUGCCACCAAGUAYGCGACCACAUGCAUCCCCCAGCAGCAAUGUCCUAUGAGGUGCACGACCACCUGUAUUCCCCAGCAGUGCUAUGUGACCAAGUGCGUCCCCCAGCAGCAGUGUGCCACCAGGUGCAUCCCCCAGCAGAGCGUGACCACCUACCUGCCGCAGCAGAACGCCACCAGGUGCGUGACCACGUGUGUCCCACAGCAGCGUGCCACCAAGUGGGUCUCGCAGCAGUAUGUGGCCCAGUGCACCCCGUCACAGUGUGCCACCAAGUGUGCCCUGCCGCAGUGUGCCACCAGGUGUGUGACCACCUGCGUCCCRCAGCAGUGUGCCACCAACUGCGUCACCGUUUGCGUUCCGCAGCUGUGUGCGCCCGCUUGUGCCACCAAAUGCCUCCCACAGCAGAGUGCCACCAAGGCCACCCAGCAGCAGAGUGUCACCAAAUGUGCCACCAAGUGCGCCCAGCAGCCAAGUGCCACCAAGGGUGCUCCACAGCAGACUGCCACCAAGUGCACCCAACAGCAGCGUGCCACCACGUGCGUCCCGCAGCAGAAUGCCACCAAGUGUGCCACCAAGUGUGCCCAGCAGCAGUGUGCCACCAAGUAUGUGACCACGUGUGCCUCGCAGCAGUGUCCCACCAAGUGCGUGGCCACGUGUGCCCCGCUGCAGAGUGCCACCAAGGCCGCCCGGCAGCAGGGUGCCACCAACCGUGUGAGCGCUUGUGUCCCGCAGCAAUGUGCCGCCCCGCAGCAGUGCCAGCCUGGUGGYGUGAAGGUUUCCAGCCAUUGCAAGAAGUACUGCUCUGCCCCGAAGUGGCCCUGGUAG